AUGAUGAAUUUUAUGCGAGGAUCCAUGUUACGCCAAGUACAAACUGGCUCUCUCCAAUUCUCUCGACUCGGAGUUCGUAAUGCAGCUACAGCUGCAGCCUCCGUACGCCCUCCUAUCCAAUUGCAUGGUCUUGAUGGUGUCUAUGCUUCUUCCCUUUACACUGCAGCUGUGAAAGAAUCCAAGCUGGACCGUAUUGAAAAAGCUUUGACUACCUUGGGAGCUACCUUUAAGGAACGUCCAGAGCUUUCCCAAUUUAUUUCUAAUCCCUCUAUUAACUAUGAGGAUAAGAAGCUGAUUGUCUCUUCCUUAAACAAGAUGACUGGCGGUGAUGCCUUAUUGGGUAACUUCUUCAACAUCUUGUCCGUGAACAAUCGUUUGGCAUUGCUUUCUCGCAUCCAAAAUCAAUUCGAAAAGAUUAUGCGUGUUCAGCGUGGUGAAGUUGAGGUCACCAUUACUUCCGCUGCUCCUUUGGACUCUAAGACUUUAUCCCGUUUGGAAUCCAAGAUUGCAAAGUCCAAGUAUGGCAAGGGUAAGCUCUUGGUUAAAAACAAGGUUUCUCCUUCUAUUCUCGGUGGUCUAAUUAUGGAAAUCGGAGACAACAUCCUCGACGUGAGUGUUUCUUCUCGCGUCAACCAUUUGAACCAACUGAUGACAGAUGCUAUUUAA
Molecule: messenger RNA, 666 nt
Organism: Schizosaccharomyces osmophilus
Lineage: Eukaryota; Fungi; Ascomycota; Schizosaccharomycetes; Schizosaccharomycetales; Schizosaccharomycetaceae
Gene: atp5
Product: F1-FO ATP synthase delta subunit
Exons: 3
Coding region: 1-666 (221 amino acids)
Biological process (GO): proton motive force-driven mitochondrial ATP synthesis
Molecular function (GO): proton-transporting ATP synthase activity, rotational mechanism
Source: RefSeq, a predicted model, not a curated record